Molecule: messenger RNA, 633 nt
Organism: Trifolium pratense (red clover)
Lineage: Eukaryota; Viridiplantae; Streptophyta; Magnoliopsida; Fabales; Fabaceae
Product: F-box/FBD/LRR-repeat protein At5g22700-like
Exons: 1
Coding region: 1-633 (210 amino acids)
Molecular function (GO): protein binding
Source: RefSeq, a predicted model, not a curated record
AUGCCGUCAAUUUCAACGGCAAAUAGGAUUGACGACUUGCCGGAUUCAAUUCUAUGUCACAUUCUCUCCUUUCUCCCAACUAAACAGGCUGCAACCACAAGCGUCCUUUCAAAGAGAUGGAAACCGGUGUGGCUCUUAGUCCCUGCUCUCGACUUUGAUGAUGAAACCUUCAAAGACUUCGGUAAGUUUCACAACUUUAUUCGCUCAACGUUCACUUUGCGAGACAAAAAUGAUGCAAUCCAUUCAUUUAAAUUCAAAUGCGGUAGAUGCAAUAUGGCCAAUAAAAAACGUCUUACCAAAUUACCUCCUCACAUUUUCAAUUUUAAGAUGCUUCAAGUUCUUACGUUGACAAACAUGCAAGCGUUUCAUUUUGAUCAAGUGGAUUUUCCACAUCUCAAAACUCUUCAUUUGAAUAGUGUUCAUUUCAUAUCUCAUGAAUAUAUUAUGAAAUUUCUACUUGGUUGUCCUAUUUUAGAGAAUUUGCAAUCAGGGUUAUACCUGUCAGGUAUAAAGGACAACAUAAUAGAAAAUUUGAAUGCUUUAUCUAAUUUGGUCAAAGUAAGGAUUUUUGGUUUGAACACUCCAAUGGCGUUGGUUUGUAAGACAAAGAUUUUGCAUAUGGAAGAGGUAUGA